Messenger RNA from Siniperca chuatsi (mandarin fish), 1033 nucleotides. It is a transcript of the gene apom, whose product is annotated as apolipoprotein M. The transcript has 7 exons. Gene Ontology annotation, molecular function: phospholipid binding; lipid carrier activity. Gene Ontology annotation, biological process: high-density lipoprotein particle clearance; high-density lipoprotein particle assembly; cholesterol efflux. Gene Ontology annotation, cellular component: very-low-density lipoprotein particle; high-density lipoprotein particle; low-density lipoprotein particle. NCBI's taxonomy places the organism in Eukaryota, Metazoa, Chordata, Actinopteri, Centrarchiformes, Sinipercidae. The record is from RefSeq and is a predicted model, not a curated record. The coding region runs from base 349 to 921 and encodes 190 amino acids.
UGUCAUUCCUCAAUAUACAGCUAUACAUUAGAAUGAAAUGUCAUUCCCUCAGGACAAUGGUGCAGAAACAACACCCCCAGUGCAAAAUUAAGACAGUGCAAGACAAUAACAAAGGUAAAGAGUGGGGGGGUGAACUGGUAUUGGUAUUGUGUAGCAGCAGUGUGUUGAGUAGCCUGACUCUAUUCAACUCCUUCAAAGAUCACGGAUAUUGCAGCUAUACAUGUUAAUAAUUUACUUACACCCACACUCUUUUAACGUGACAUGUUGGAACAUUACAAAAAUUCAGAGUCUCUUGAGGAGUAACAGACAUUUUGAUCAGGCUCAUUGUCAAGCUCUUAGGUUGCAGCUAUGUUGAAUGAAGCAUGGUCAUAUUUUCUCUAUUUAUAUGGUUUGUUGUAUCAGGCCAUUGUUCCUUGCUCAUUUCCUGAGCAGUUACCUGCAACCACUAUCGACCGUCAGCAGUAUCUGGGGAAAUGGUACUUUAAAGCAGCAGUCAGUCGCAGAGAGGCUGACAUCCAGAGGUUCAAAGCAUUGGACAACAUUUGGUUCACCAUGGAAGAGAAAGCCAAUGACACACUACUGCUGACUGGACAUAUGCGCAUAGGAGAUAACUGCAAAAAUCAGACCUGGACCUAUACUAUACCUCCUGAGAGGGAUGAUUUGGAACUGCAAGGAAAGCCAGAGCGGAGGAACCUGUUUUGGAGCGGCAAGUGGGCCAACUGCCUGGAGUGCAUAAUUUUCCAGGAAGUAGAGCCACCUUUAAGCAAGACAGACACAGAGGACUCCCUCAACAGAUUCAUGUUGUAUGCUCGCCAGAGUGAUAUCGACUCUGAGGUGAUGAGAGCAUUUCUGAAAAACUCGGCUUGCCAUAACAUGUUGGCAAGUGUCAGAGUACCUCAAGAGAAAGAGUUUUGCACCUAAAUAUUCACAUUGAGGAUGCUGUUGCUAGAGCCAUGGACGUUCUGGAUGAUAAUAAGAUUAUUUCAUGUUUUCCCUGUGUAACAGUGAAACAAAUAAAGUAGUGUUUCCUUCA